Messenger RNA from Phycodurus eques (leafy seadragon), 1645 nucleotides. RefSeq names its product autophagy related 101 (gene atg101). Gene Ontology annotation, cellular component: phagophore assembly site. Bases 296 to 952 code for a protein of 218 amino acids. Lineage: Eukaryota; Metazoa; Chordata; Actinopteri; Syngnathiformes; Syngnathidae. Gene Ontology annotation, biological process: autophagosome assembly; autophagy. The transcript has 2 exons. The record is from RefSeq and is a predicted model, not a curated record.
ACAGCUUCCGUUCCCUGUUGAAGCAAACAUUUUAGCUCGGUAUCUUGGUGCCUCAAAGGAGUCCUGGAUAGAUUUAUAACAAUUUAAAGUAUCUGGAGAUAAUCUCAAGACAUAGCAUCCUAUAAUAGUCCCUAAAUUAUCCCCCCCCCCCCCCCGCGUAUCUGUCACGGUAAUACAAUACAGGUCUAGCAGUGCGCUAACGCUAAACCCACAGCGGCUAAAUCUGGUUUGUAAACAGACGCCAUCACGGCAAUCAGUUAUUGCAAGUGAGAAGUUUGGGGAAAACGGUUUGGCAAUGAAUUGUCGAUCAGAGCUGCUUGAAGUUACAGUGGAGGCGAGGCAGGUCGAAGAAGCAAUGCUGUCUUUGCUGCACACAAUUCUACUGCACCGCAGCACUGGAAAGUUUCACUAUAAAAAGGAAGGUACCUACUCUAUCGGUACAGUUGGCACCGUGGACAUCGACUGCGACUUCAUCGACUUCACUUUUGUCAGAGUUUCCUCGGAGGAGCUUGACAGGGUGAUCAGAAAAGCUGUGUCUGAAUUUAAGGACGCUUUGAGCAUCUCUGGAAGCGAUGGCAUCGGUCAAAUUUCCCUGGAGUUCUUCCAGAAGAAGAAGUCUCGCUGGCCUUUUUCUGACGAGUGUAUUCCCUGGGAGGUGUGGAGCAUCAAAGUCAACGUCGUCAACCUGGCGAACGAGCAGGAGAGGCAGAUCUGCAGAGAGAAAGUGGGAGAAAAACUCGGCGAGAAGGUGAUCAACGUUGUCGAGGUCAUCAAUCGCCACGAGUAUCUGCCAAAGAUGCCCACCCAAUCCGAAGUGGACAAUGUGUUUGACACCAGUUUGAGAGAAGUCCAGCCUUACCUCUACAAGAUCACAUACCAGAUCACUGACACUCUCGGUACGUCUGUGAGUACCACCAUGCGAAGGCUGAUCAAAGAUACCUUGGCACUGUGAAGCUAACCUGUCUCUCACUACACACAAAUCCAACAGGAGUUGCUCCGAUAGGAACUGUUUGGUAAAGGACAGGCACUUAGAAAAGUGGAGUGUGAAGGGACAACAUUCAUUCAGGGUAAAUCAUAACAAGUAGGCAUGCAGUAGAGUAAAAUGCUAGUUGGAUAGGCUUGCUGAAAGCAGUCAGGAGUGAAGGCCAUCCUUUCCAUUUGCAAAAAAAUCUUUUCAAGAAGAAACAUUGUCCCAUUCAAAACUGCGGUCAUGUACAAUCUUUUCACCGUUCCCUUAUGGCACAUUUGGCACACUCGUAGCUUUCCCUUCAGCCCCUCAUACUCUCGAAAGCAUGACAUUGAUUUCCAGAUUAUCUUCCUUUUAUUCACAAGAUAUGUAUUGCUUGUAAUCAUAAUAAGACAACAGUGCUGAUAUGUAAGCGCCACACAUCACGGUACAAGGCUAAGCAUAGACUAAGUACUUUUCUCUACACUUAUAUCAAUUGUUUUUGAUUAUGAAAUAAUUGUACCAUUAUUUAGGUAAUUCCUUAUCCUCUCGCCUGACACCUUCCGGAAAUGCAACCUUAACAGUAGUAGUACUUUGAACAUUCUAUUGCCGACUCUGCUGCCUUUAAAUAUGAAAUAUCAUUUGGUGUAAAUAAAAUGGUUUCUCUUCCCAUGAAAGCUUUUUUCCAAAUACUGUACC